Messenger RNA from Adineta steineri, 987 nucleotides. The record is from the annotation of a GenBank genome assembly. NCBI's taxonomy places the organism in Eukaryota, Metazoa, Rotifera, Eurotatoria, Adinetida, Adinetidae.
AUGUGCAGUACAAUCUUAACAUAUUCUAUUCUUUUAUCUCAAUUUAUUCUCAUAAUACAAGCUGGUAAUUGUUUUUAUAAUCGUGCCAUUGAUGUAUGUUAUGGUGUAAGUGAACUAGAUACGACUGAAGAACAAUGUACUGGAUCGUAUUAUUCGGAUGAUACUCUUCAAGUACUUGAUGGACAUGCAUAUGCUGAAAAUUGUCGUGAUGUAAAUGUAUUACCGAAACGAUGUGAUGCCGAUUGCGGUCUUGGCCAAGAAUGUCAAUAUAUCAAUGGAGAAGAAAUGUGUGUGUGUAGCGAAGAAUCUUGUACAUCAUCAACAAAAACUAAUCAACAACCAUUGUGUGCAUCGAAUAAUAUGACCUUUCAAUCGAAAUGUUUAAUGGAAGCAUGGAAAUGUUCAAAUCAUCAAUCCGCAUUAUACGUAAAAUAUGAAGGCGAAUGUCAAAAAGAUUGUCGGAAUGUAAAAUGUGGACAUGGUAAAAUUUGUUUAUUAGUUAAAAAUACAGGUGAACCAAUGUGUUAUCCAAAAGCUCAUUGUAAACCAGGUUUAAAUCCUGAACCUGUUUGCGGUACAAAUGGAGUAAGUUAUCCAAGUAUAUGUGCCAUGCGUUUAAGUCGAGAUCAACGUGGUUAUACACCUGAAGUAGCACAUAAAGGUUCUUGUGAAAAUCAAUGUCGACCGGGUUUAUGUCAAUCAUAUGAACUUUGUGUAUAUUCAAAACAUUUACGACCAGUUUGUAUUCGAUGUCAAUAUCCUCCAAGAUUUUAUACACAUAGUGGAGAAUGUAGUAUGAAUGUAUCAGUAUGUGGUAAUAAUGGUAUGCUAUAUAAAAAUUAUUGUUCAUUAUUACUUGAUCAAUGUCACAAAAAAGAAUCGAUUAAUAUAAUUGAUUAUGGUCAAUGUCCAACGAUGAAAUCUAAACAAAUUCGAACAAAUAAAUUCAAUUAUUUAAAUCAAUUAACAGACUACAAAAUGAAUUAA